AUGGUCCUUUUCCCUCGCUACCACCUGAUCGAAGUUGGGGACCAGGCUUGGUGCCCUGGAUGGCUUCUAGCAUAUCUACAGUCAUAUCUAACCGAGAUAUGGUCAUUGCACAUUCCGGGAUUCAGCAAAACGUCGCCCGCUGGUGUCGCCUGUAACAUUAUCAAUCGAAAUCUGCCCGACGCCUCCUCCUUUACUUUUGUUGAUCUCUGUGCUGGUGCUGGGGGGCCCAUACCUGUCCUCGACUCUGCCCUAAAUAAGAAUCUCCAAGCGGAAGGAGAUGGCCCUUCCCUGUUCAUUCUCAGUGAUCUACACCCGCGCCUAGAGGAGUGGCAGGCUAUUGCUAAGAGUCAUGACAACAUAUCAUAUAUCAAGGAACCCCUGGACGCAACAAAGUGCGAGCGCGUGGCCCCUCCUGGGCGCAAAGAGUGUCGCAUAUUCAAUCUUUGUUUCCACCACUUUCAGGACGACGAGGCUUCCGCAAUAUUGGGAAGUGCUCUUGACUCUGCAGAUGCUUUCAUGUAUGCACUUCACGAGAGCCUAUUCCAAAGCAUUGCGCUAUUCGUUUAUCCUCAGUAUGAGUGA
Molecule: messenger RNA, 582 nt
Organism: Aspergillus pseudoviridinutans
Lineage: Eukaryota; Fungi; Ascomycota; Eurotiomycetes; Eurotiales; Aspergillaceae
Exons: 1
Coding region: 1-582 (193 amino acids)
Source: RefSeq, a predicted model, not a curated record